AUGGUGCACAUCGCUGGAGCCGAGACGGCACGGGCCAUGUGGGAGCAGCUUCGCACAGUCAAGGAACAGCGUGGACAGCAUGGAAUUCUCGUGCUGUGCCGGCGUUUUUACCGGAUGCAAGCCAAGGAAGAAGAUAAUAACUCCAGUCACAUUACACAGCUACGACAGAUCCAGGAACAACUCCACCUAAUGGGGAAGGUUGUUUCUGACGAGGAUUUCCGGCUCAUUCUGGCUACCUCAUUACCGGAGAGCUGGGACUCUUUCCUCAGCUCUUACUUUGGUGCCGUGGGCGGCAAUGUUGGCGCCGAAGGUGCUGACAACGUGCGCCCUCAGCUUACAUCACAAGAAUUGAUUGCCAUCAUUCUUAAUGAAAAUAAGCGAAGGCACGAGCGUGGCGAGCGCGGUCAAUCCUCGGACCAAGCCAUGGUUGCCAAAGGAAAGAAGCGCCCCUUUGGGGAAUACAAAAAAUGUUCGAUCUGCAGAAAGCCGGGACAUCUUGGUAACGAGUGUCGGCACCGCGACAAGGUCAAAUGUAUGAAUUGCGGAAAAUUCGGGCAUAAGGCCACGGAUUGUUGGGCUAAAGGCAGUGGCAAAGCCAGACAGGGCCCGCCGAUGAAACGACAAAAGAUGGAACGUGCUUACGAAGUGCGCGAGGUCGAAUCGAAAGAGGAUGAGGCAAAAAUAGCCUAUGAUAAUGAUAGCGACACUGUAUCUCUCGGAUCUGAUGGUGAAAUCGCUUCUUUCUAUGAGUGGUUUGCCGACUCCGGGACAACUUUGCACAUUACAAAUCAUCGUGAAGUCUUCGCGACCUAUCAGGCGCUCGAAGAUCACGCGAUCACGGGCAUCGGACCACAACCAACGCAGGCAUUGGGCCGCGGUACGGUCGAUGUCGAAAGUAAAGUAGGAGACCGGAAAGUGAAAUUCCGUCUCCACGGUGUACUGUAUGCGCCGACAGCACCCAAUAACCUCCUCUCCAUCACGCGUUUGGACGACGCGGGAGGAAGAGUACUUAUGGGUAAUAGUCGCGCAAUACUAAUAGAUAAAAAUAAACACACUCUUGCUAUAGGCAAGAAAAAUGGACGACUAUAUUCAUUGAAAUUGCGUCCAAUAGUUCCGCAACCUGCGCGAACCUAUACUGCUAAGGAAUACAGCCCGCAUACCUGA
Sparassis crispa is the source of this 1164-nucleotide messenger RNA. RefSeq lists its product as hypothetical. Gene Ontology annotation, molecular function: zinc ion binding; nucleic acid binding. The record is from RefSeq and is a predicted model, not a curated record. The transcript has a single exon. Lineage: Eukaryota; Fungi; Basidiomycota; Agaricomycetes; Polyporales; Sparassidaceae. The coding region runs from base 1 to 1164 and encodes 387 amino acids.